AUGCCAAAUAUUGAACAAAUGAUGGAACAAAUUUCGAAAAACCCCAAAACAAUGGCUCUAGUUGAAGCAAUAAAAAAAAAUCCCAAAAUUCUCAUGGCUGUACAAGACUUCGUUACGACUUUGGCUAAGAAAGGAUAUAUUGAUUUGUCGAAUCCAACUAAACAACCAAGUAUAGCAAUGUUAGCUGAUAGUGAAAUUCGUUCAAAAUUAUUUUUACUGGUCAAAAUGCUUACCCAGGAGGGGGUUUUAAAUUUUAAAGAUGGAACUAACCAAACAGACGCCGUUUCAAAUAUAAUGGGACUGCUCAUGCCGCCUGUAGCUAAAGAAGACUCAAAACAGAAUGCUACUUAUACUCAUACGGUUACAGAAACAAAGGAUGACCAUUCAGAGAAAGAUACGGUUGUAGCAUGGAGUGAUAAACUAAAAAAAAUGUUCAAAUCCUAG
This is a messenger RNA of Didymodactylos carnosus, 444 nucleotides long. The record is from the annotation of a GenBank genome assembly. Lineage: Eukaryota; Metazoa; Rotifera; Eurotatoria; Philodinida; Philodinidae.